AAAAACAUAAAAGCAUAGCAUAGCUUUGACCAUAACGCAUAACCUUGUUUAUUGCCGGUUCUAAUUUGAAUAAGUGUUUUAUUUAAAUAUAAAUAAUGAAAAAAUUCAAGCGUGCACAGGCCGAAAAUCAAGCGUCUAUUCAGAGAUAUUUGAAUAAAAAUACAAUUGAAUCAUCUAGUGAUGACGACGACGAUGAUGAUGAAGAUAAAAUUACUAACAAUACCGAGCGAUUACAGCAAGCUGUUAAUAAAACAUUAUCAUCUUAUCAAUUCGAGGGUGGCGAUGGUGAAAAAACUUUGUCAUAUUUAACAGAAAUAUUUCAAUCGGGCGGAGCCGUCUGUUUGAUUUGCAUUUCAACUGUUAAAAAAUCUGAUCCCAUAUGGAGCUGCGGGACGUGUUAUUCAUUCAUGCAUUUAACGUGCAUUCAACACUGGAUACGAGACAGUUUGAUAUACAAACAAGAAAAAGGAAUAGAUAAAUUAUGGGCCUGUCCCAAAUGCCGUCGAGACUAUCCCGACUCCGAGGCACCAACAAACUACUAUUGCUUUUGCGGUAAAACAAUAAAUCCACCUUACCAACCAUGGACAAUACCACACUCAUGCGAAGAAACUUGCGGUAAAUUAUUACAGCCACCAUGCGGUCAUUCUUGUAUUCUACUUUGUCACCCGGGACCAUGUCCGCCAUGUCCAAAAAUGGUUACGACAGCCUGUUAUUGCGCUAAAAAACCCCCGCAACCACGUCGCUGUAAUGCUAAAUACUGGAGCUGUGGAAGCCCUUGUAGUAAAGUUCUUCCCUGCAAUCAUAAAUGCCCAGAAAUUUGUCAUUCGGGAGCAUGCCCACCUUGCAAUACUUCCGUAACUGUUCCCUGUCACUGCACUGCCCAAACUAGUACAAAAAAAUGCACUGAAUCUUCAUGGAGAUGCGACAAACCAUGCAACAGAUUAUUCCCAUGCAAAAUUCACCAAUGCCUGGAACUCUGUCAUCUCCCCGCUGAUUGUGGUGACUGCCCAUUAGCUAAAAAUCGCACCUGCCCAUGUGGUAAAAAACGAUAUCAAGUAUCAUGUGCACAAGCUACUGUACCAACAUGCGGUGAUACAUGCGGCAAAUUAUUGAACUGCAAAUCGCAUUACUGUAGCAUGCGUUGUCAUCCAGACUCUUGCGGUCAAUGUCUGGAAGUUGUAUCAAAGAAAUGCCGUUGCGGCAGUUUCACCAAAGAAAUGGCAUGCACUAAAGAAUAUCAUUGUAACAAAAAAUGCACUCAAAUGCGUCAAUGCGGCCGGCAUCAAUGCAACAAAAAAUGCUGCGACUGUAUAGCAACAAACAAUUACAAUACUUGUGAAAAAAUUUGCGAUAAUCAAUUGAAUUGUCAUAAACAUAAAUGCCCAAUGCGUUGUCACAGUGGGCCCUGUUAUCCAUGUCCGCGAACAAACGUCAUACAAUGCCGUUGCGGUGGCUCUAAAAUAACGGUCCCUUGCGGUACAACCAAACGUAUAAAGCCGCCCAAAUGCACUAAAUUAUGCAAAAUACCUCCAGAUUGUCAUCACAGUAAACGGGAAUCCCAUAAAUGUCAUCAGGGGCCUUGCCCACCGUGUCGUAAAAUUUGCGGGCUUGUAUACAAACAAUGCGGCCAUGAUUGUAAAGUCGUUUGUCACACCAACGUAUGGACCAAAGUACUCGUUAAUGGUUCCCAUCAACCAGCAGGUCCUUGGGAAACACCCAAAGAAGCGUUGCAGCUUAAAACCUUUCCCUGUCCACCUUGUGAAGUUUCUGUCAUGGUGACUUGUCUUGGUGGCCAUGAAACCAAACCCUGGCCGUGUUACAAAGCUACGCCUACUUCUUGUUUACGUGUUUGCGGGCAAUUGUUGAAAUGCAGUAACCAUACAUGCCAAUUGCUUUGCCACAAGUUGAAUGAUCGUGGUGAUGGUCCAGGAAAUAGUAAUCAGCUUUGUAUGCAAUGUGAAUUACCUUGUUUGCUACCAAGACCUCAAGGUUGUUCUCAUGCAUGUCCAAAACCUUGUCAUCCAGCGCCUUGUCCAGAUUGUAAACAGAUUGUUAAAGUUCCCUGUCAUUGUGGUAUCAAUAGCCUGUACAAACGAUGUUCCGAACUAACCAAUGCAACAUCAGAACAGAAAAAUGAAUUACUGAAAUGUGGGAAUCAAUGUCCGCGUAAUUACUUAUGUGGGCAUCGUUGUAUUGACGAUUGUCAUCCUGGCCCAUGUCGUGGUCAAGAAAAUUGUGACAAACGUGUGAAGAUAACGUGCAGCUGUACAAGAAUAAAGAAGAAUUUUAUGUGCAUUGAUGUACAAAAUGGUAAAGCGGUCGUGCGAUGUGAUGACCGAUGCGAGGCACUGAAAAUUGAGAAAGAAAAAUUACGUCAAGCUGAAUUAGAGAAGAAGAAACGUGAAGAAGAAAUAAGAAACCAAAAAGAAAUCGAAAAAUUUGAACGUAAAUUCAAACCAAAACGUAAGAAUAUUAAAGUUGACAACAACCAUGACGAAGACCAUGAGCAUCAAUAUCUCUUUAUAAAAUUUAUGGUACUAGGAAUUGGUUUGAGUAUGAUGGUAUAUCUUGUUACAAUUUAUUUAAAUCAGUAAAUUACUAAAUUUAUACGGUUUUUUUAAAUUUUAUACAAUUUACCAAAGAUCGUGUUAUGUUGUGUAGUUGAAUGAUGUAAUGGUUAAUAAAUAAAUUAAUACAACGAUAUUUUUUAUUGUUUAU
Molecule: messenger RNA, 2718 nt
Organism: Microplitis mediator
Lineage: Eukaryota; Metazoa; Arthropoda; Insecta; Hymenoptera; Braconidae
Product: NF-X1-type zinc finger protein NFXL1
Exons: 3
Coding region: 96-2594 (832 amino acids)
Biological process (GO): regulation of DNA-templated transcription
Cellular component (GO): nucleus
Molecular function (GO): RNA polymerase II transcription regulatory region sequence-specific DNA binding; DNA-binding transcription factor activity, RNA polymerase II-specific; zinc ion binding
Source: RefSeq, a predicted model, not a curated record